Messenger RNA from Fraxinus pennsylvanica, 1983 nucleotides. NCBI's taxonomy places the organism in Eukaryota, Viridiplantae, Streptophyta, Magnoliopsida, Lamiales, Oleaceae. The record is from the annotation of a GenBank genome assembly.
AUGGUUCAUAGAAGAGGAACACCAAUCUUGAUCAUUUUGCCACUGCUACUUACACUCCAAGUACUUAUUUUCUGCUUAUCCGAAGAAUAUCCAACUCCACUUAACUGUACAGACACCACACGCCUAUGCACAUCUUUCUUAGCCUUCAAGCCCACCUCAAAACGGACUCUACCAGUGAUCCAAAGCAUGUUUGAUGUAUUGCCACAAGACAUAACCAUCGAGGGAAAUGGCAGAGACUACAUUUUCAUAAAAAAGAACUGUUCUUGUGCUUCACGUUUACACAAAUACUUGAGCAAUACUACUUUUACUGUGAUGGAGAAUAAUGGGUCUGUGUAUGAUUUGGUGAUGGAGGCCUAUGAUGGGUUGGCUUAUUUUUCUACAAAUUUUACCAGAAAGGCAAGGAAAGGUGCUGUGGUGUCAUUGAGGAUCAUGUGUGGGUGUUCGAGUGGGCUGUGGAAUUACUUGAUGAGUUAUGUUAUGAGAGAUGAGGAUAGCGUAGCAUCUUUGGCUAGUAGGUUUGGGGUUAGUAUGGAUAGUAUUGAGACUGUCAAUGGAAUCUCUAAUCCAGACAAUGUAACUGUUGGGGCACUAUACUACAUACCACUAAAUUCAGUUCCCGGAGAGCCUUACCCCUUAAAGAAUGAUUCCACUCCAGCUCCUGUUCCUGCUCCAUCUGCUGAUAACUUCAAAGUAGAUCCGGUGAAUCAUAAGGUCAAUGUUCCUUAUUGGUGGAUCAUUGGAAGUUUGACUGUGGGCCUAGCUCUGAUUCUCAUAGUGAUAGUAAUUUUUGUUUCCUUGAAAUCAUCCAGCUGUUUUCCUGGGGCCCGAGGUAGUCUAGCCAAAGAUUCUGCGGAGAAAACAUCUCAUGAAGUUCAGAUUCUUCGAAAGACAAGUUUUUGCUGUGCAUCAGGGAGGUAUAUUUGUUGCAGAUCUGGGGACUGGAAGCAGCCCACCGGAGAACCUAGCAACCGCCAGAUGAACAUUCCCGCAGUUGUAGGAACCGAAUUCUUUGACAUGGAGAAACCUGUGGUUUUCACUCAUGAGGAAAUUCUGUCUUCUACUGACGGUUUUUCCGAUUCCAAUCUUCUGGGCCAUGGAGCAUAUGGUUCCAUGUACUAUGGCCUCCUUCGUGACCAGGAAGUUGCAAUCAAAAGAAUGACUGCUACGAAAACUAAAGAAUUUUUGGCAGAGAUGAAAGUUCUGUGCAAAGUUCAUCACACAAACUUGGUAGAAUUGAUUGGUUAUGCAGCCAGUGAUGCAGAACUUUAUCUCAUUUAUGAGUAUGCUCAAAAGGGUUCACUUAAAAAUUACUUGCAUGAUCCUCAGAACAAAGGUCAUACAUCACUCUCUUGGAUCAUGAGGAUUCAGAUUGCACUCGAUGCUGCUAGAGGUCUCGAGUACAUACAUGAGCACACAAAACCUCAUUAUGUGCACCGAGAUAUCAAAACAAGCAACAUCUUACUCGAUGGCAGCUUUAGGGCAAAGAUUUCAGAUUUUGGUUUGGCAAAACUCAUUCUAAAAACAAAUGAUGGAGAAGAAUCAGUAACAAGAGUUGUUGGAACUUACGGCUAUCUGUCUCCAGAAUACUUGAGGGACGGCCUGGCUACAAUUAAAAGUGAUGUGUAUGCAUUUGGCGUUGCACUUUUUGAAAUAAUAUCUGGAAAGGAAGCCAUGACGAGAACUGCUGAAAGACGUUCAUUGGUAUCCAUUAUGGUGGCGGCUCUGAGGAACUCACAGGACUCCAUGAAUAUGUCAAGCUUGAAGGAUCACGUUGAUCCUAAUUUAAUGGAUUUGUAUCCGCUUCACUGCCUUUUCAAGAUGGCUAUGUUGGCGAAGCAAUGCGUGGACGAUGAUCCCAUUCUAAGACCAGACAUGAAGCAAGUAGUGAUAUCACUUUCACAGAUCCUAUUAUCCUCUGUCGAAUGGGAAGCAACGCUUGCCGGGAAUAGCCAAGUAUUCAGUGGCCUCGUCCAGGGGAGAUAG